AUGCCACUACCUCCUCCGACAGUUAAUCAACUAGUCCAUGAUGUAAUUGAAAGCCAUGCUGUCGCUCAUCCAAGUGCUCCAGCAAUCGCCUCGGCCUCGAUCAAUUUUACUUAUCAAGACCUUGAUGAGGCCUCUUCAUGGCUAGCCUCACAAAUUACAUCUUUGGGAAUUGGCUUCAACUCCAUAGUGCCAAUCAUCUGCGAAAGGUCGGCUAUUACCAUUAUUUCCAUGAUCGCCAUUUUGAAAGCUGGAUGCGCUUUUACUGCGUUGGAUGUUUCUCAUCCGACUAAAAGACUAUUGGAAGUCAUCGAGGACGUCGAAGCCCCCGUUCUCUUAUUAUCGACUGAACAAAUUCCACGAUUCAAAGACAUUACUGGAUGUCGAAUUAUCAAACUAUUCGAUGGGAUGUUUUCUGGGCUAGAUUCUGUCAAUGCGUCGUAUCCUACGCCCCUUAAUGCGUCUCCAAGCGACCUGAUGUACACCAUCUCCACGUCAGGAAGCACGGGUCGCCCGAAGGGAGUCAUGAUUGAGCACAGAGCCUGGCUAACGGCGGCCUUUGCUUAUGGCGAAGACCAGGAGCUGAGCUCUAGCUCGAGAGUCUUGCAAUUCGCCUCAUAUGCCUUUGAUAUGUCUCUAAUGGAGAUAUUCACGACGCUCAUUUUUGGCGGCUGCGUUUGUGUGCCGACGGAAGAGGACCGAUUUGACGGAAUAGAGAAGUUUGUCAACGAAAUCGGCGUCAAUACUCUGAUGCUUACCCCGUCUUAUGCCAAGUUACUGGAUCCCACCGCAAUGCCUGCUGUCCGCAUGUUGGUCACUGGUGGCGAAGCAGUUCCAAGUGACUUGGUCAAACUAUGGAGCCCCUACGUCAAAAUCUACAUUGCUUACGGCCCGACUGAAGCUUCGAUACAAUCUUCAGGAGCACGGAUAGACAUUGGAUCUGCAGCUGUUCCGUCGGGCCUGCUUGGGCGCCCAACAGGCUGCAAUCUGUGGAUUGUCGAUGAGAAUAAUCACAACAAAGCACUUCUCCAGGGCCAGACUGGGGAAUUAGUCAUUGAGGGAAACACAUUGGCCAGAGGCUACCUCGGCGAUGACCAGAAAACGGCGGCCGCUUUUGUUGACAUGUGGACUGGGUCCGGCGUCCGGCGCGUGUUCAAAACAGGAGACUUGGUUCGACAGACCGACAGCGGCGAUAUCGUAUUUGUUGGCCGCAAGGAUACGCAGGCCAAGGUGCACGGACAGCGCUUGGAGCUGACCGAGAUCGAGGCGAGGCUGGCCCCGGCUUUGGCUGCGGGGUUGAAGUCUUGUAUUGAGAAAGCUGAAAGCCCCCACUUCAGCAAUGGCGGUGCUAUUGUGGUUUUCCUAAGUGAAACUAUGCAAAUAUCGGGCCACGCCAACCCCGAGAUCUGCUGGAAUCAAGUGGAGACUAUGUUGGAAAUGGCUGUUGGGAUGCAGGCGCAUCUGGAAACGGUGCUACCCAAGUCCAUGGUGCCAUCUCUAUACGUGCCGAUAACCUUCAUCCCUCUGACGACCUCGCACAAGACAAAUCGUCUAGCACUGCGACAACUGAUACAGUCUUUGUCUUCUGAUGAGCUGCAGAAGCUCAGAAAGGCUGAUGUUACUGCAGCCAUAAAUAGAGAGUUAACCGCUGAAGAGCUGGCUCUCAGAGAGUUAUGGGCAACUGUACUCAAUAUGGAACCGCAGGUCAUUGGGCCAGACGACAAUUUCAUCCAGCUUGGGGGCGAUUCAGUGGCCAGCAUCAAGCUAAUAUCAGUAGCCCGUAGCCGUGGUAUUACGCUAACAUCGGCCCUUAUCCUCUCAAAUCCGGUCUUGUGUGUGCAGGCUCGGCUUGCCAUUGACUCUGGGGAGGGAAACCCUGAACAAGACAUCAGACCAUUUGAGUUGCUAGGAACUCGUUCGAACGAGCUUCGACAGACAGCUGCUGCACUCUGCAAGCUGCCGAUUGACGAAAUAGAAGAUGUUUUGCCCAUGACGAUUAGUCAAAUGAGGUGGUACGGGAAAACUUUGGUCAAGCCAACUGCAUGGAUUGAUCAGUAUCACUUUCGGCUCCCAAGCGACCUGGAUCUUGAGCGAUUCAUCAUAUCCCUCAAUUCCGUUGUGCAAGCUACAGACCUGCUACGCGCAAGAAUAAUCGCCACUCGCAAUAAAGAGCUCUUCCAAGCAAUCAUCAAAUUCCAUCCGGUGGAAAUAAUUCACACCAGUGAUACAUUGGAAGCUUAUUUGAGUCAGGAUCUUCAUACUCCUAUGGGCCUUACGGCAGCGUUAAGCCGCUAUGCUAUUGUUCAACAUGCCAGCUCUGAGAAGAUAUUCGUUUGGACGAUUCAUCAUGCUAUUUAUGACGGGUACUCCUUACCUAUGCUACUUCAAGCAAUUCGGGACCUAUACUAUGGGCUUGAUCUAGUUCCAUUUACUCCAUUCAACCGAUACCUGAAAGGCAUUGAAGAGAAAGAUCUGUCUGAGGGAGAGACUUUCUGGAAGAGUUAUCUUUUAGAUGCAGCGUGGACCAAGUUCCCGGCCGUAUCAUCUCAAGAAAAGUCGUCGACCAUGGACCGUGCCUUGGCAAGCUUAAAAAUUGCGUCGAGGCAAGUGAAGACCCGCAACGCAGAGGUUACACGAUUCGUAACCAUGGCAAACGUCAUUCGUGUUGCGUAUGGCGCAACGCUUUUGCACUUUUCGACAGACCGUGCGGGCUCGGUUCUUUUUUUGGAAUCUCUCAGCGGUCGUAACUCGUCUUUAGCAGGCCUUGAUCGCGUCGCGGGGCCGACGCUGCUCACGGUCCCCACGAAGUUGGAUCUUCCACACAAGAAAUCAUGUAGUGGGGUUUUGCUAGAUGCCCAGAUAUCCUUGACGGAUCGUAUGAAGUUUGAGAAUUUCCCAUUACCCCGGCUACUGCCCCUUGCGCCCCCUUUGGAACUUCGCAGUAUCCUAUUGAUAGAGAAUGAAGCAUUCCUGAUCAAUGAAGCUGGCCGUGACCUAUUUGGCCGCGGAAAGGAGGAGGUAAAGCUGGAAGAAACUGAGGGCCUACCGAUGAUAUUCCGUUGUGCGGCUCUUCAGGAUGAGAUACGUAUCGAUAUACGCUACGAUAAUACUGUUAUUAGUAGCUGUGAAGUGGAGGGUUUUUUGAAGAUUUUUAAGGGCUUGGUUGAAGGUUUAUGGCAUGGUGAUGGAAGUCAGCCUCUCGGCGGGAUUCUUUCAUCGUUAUAA
Trichoderma atroviride IMI 206040 is the source of this 3222-nucleotide messenger RNA. The record is from RefSeq and is a predicted model, not a curated record. Lineage: Eukaryota; Fungi; Ascomycota; Sordariomycetes; Hypocreales; Hypocreaceae.